CCAAUCCACUCCAAAUAAAUUCCAAAUUGAGUGGAGAGAAACUUGAACAUCCAUCCCUUCGAUCACCAUUAGAUUGUAACAAGCAAAGGGUACAUAUGAUGAUGAAGGCCUCGAAGUUCCUCAUGUUGUGUGCUAUAACACUCGCACUUGUCUCAUUAGUUUUUGCCUCGGAUUCGGACUCUGACUCUGAGAAUAAUGUGUUUAGUCCAAUUAAUAUAGCAGGGUCCCAAGAUGUCCUCUCAAAAGCGGAGAUGAUCCAAUUGAAAUUAGGGGCAUUUGGAGCAGAAAGUGUUGCGUUUGAUCCAAAUGGUGAAGGGCCUUAUACCGGAGUUGCUGAUGGCCGCAUUAUUAAGUGGCUACAACAUGAUCAAACUUGGGUUGACUUUGCUGUCACCUCCUCCCAAAGGGAGAAUUGUAGCCGGGCGUCUGCACCUGAAAUGGAGCAUAUAUGCGGAAGGCCAUUGGGCUUACGAUUUGAUCACGAAACUGGAGACCUUUACAUUGCUGAUGCCUACUUGGGUCUCCAAGUUGUAGGCUCAAGUGGAGGAUUGGCUACCCCACUAGUACAACAAUUUGAAGGCCAGCCUCUGCUCUUCACAAAUGACUUGGAUAUUGAUGAUCAUGAUCAUGUCAUUUACUUCACGGAUUCAAGCACAAUCUACCAGCGCAGGCAAUUUGUUGCUGCUACUGCAAGUGGGGACAAGACAGGCAGGCUGAUGAAAUAUGAUAAAUCAACCAAACAAGUAACAAUACUACUAAGAGGCCUUUCUUUUGCAAAUGGUGUAGCCUUAAGCAAAGAUCGGACCUUCCUCCUAGUAGCCGAAACUUCAGCAUGUAGAAUACUAAGGUAUUGGCUUAAAGGCCCCAAUGUAGGAACUCAUGACACAUUCGCUCAGCUUCCGGGAUUUCCAGACAACGUUAGAAUUAAUUCAAGAGGAGAAUUUUGGGUCGCACUCCACGCAAAGGAAUCACCACUUGCCCGAUUCAUAAUAUCCAAUUCGUGGCUAGGCAAGAUGUUGUUGAGGAAAUUCAAUUUCCAGCAAAUGCACAACUUGUUGGUAGGAGGGCAGCCGCAUGCUACUGUCAUUAAGUUAAGUGAGGAGGGAGGAAUUUUGGAGGUUUUAGAAGAUGUUCAAGGGAACAAGUUGAGGUUUAUUAGUGAAGUUCACGAGGAGGAUAAUGGAAAGUUGUGGAUUAGCUCUGUUAUGAUGUCUUCUUUGGGAGUUUAUCAAUUGUUUUAAGGAAAAUUAUCACUAUUCUAUUGUGUUAGUAAAUGAAUCUUCCUUAUUCAGUAUUUAUACUAGUCUAAUUAAUUAAGUAUUUGCUAUUCCAACUUA
Messenger RNA from Solanum dulcamara, 1337 nucleotides. RefSeq names its product protein STRICTOSIDINE SYNTHASE-LIKE 10-like. The transcript has 3 exons. Gene Ontology annotation, biological process: biosynthetic process. The record is from RefSeq and is a predicted model, not a curated record. Gene Ontology annotation, molecular function: strictosidine synthase activity. The coding region runs from base 96 to 1241 and encodes 381 amino acids. NCBI's taxonomy places the organism in Eukaryota, Viridiplantae, Streptophyta, Magnoliopsida, Solanales, Solanaceae.